Molecule: messenger RNA, 1608 nt
Organism: Capronia coronata CBS 617.96
Lineage: Eukaryota; Fungi; Ascomycota; Eurotiomycetes; Chaetothyriales; Herpotrichiellaceae
Exons: 5
Coding region: 1-1608 (535 amino acids)
Biological process (GO): amino acid transmembrane transport
Cellular component (GO): membrane
Molecular function (GO): amino acid transmembrane transporter activity
Source: RefSeq, a predicted model, not a curated record
AUGGAAGACUCGAAGAGGCUAGAGACGCCCUCUACUCAGGUGCGAUCUGAGAGCGGCGACCUCGUCGUCGGAGACCAUGGCGCCGAUAGUGAACUUCGACGAAUACUGGGCACUCGACACUUGACGAUGAUAGCGCUCGGGUCGUCCAUCGGUAUGGGGUUAUGGCUUGGUUCUGGCACUUCUUUGACGAGUGGUGGUCCGGCUGGUAUCUUUUUGGGCUACUUGCUUGCUGGGUCGAUGAUUUGGUCCGUCAGUCAUUCGAUCGGAGAGAUGGCGAUUAUGUAUCCAUUACCAUCAGCCUUCGUCCAAUGGACCGGGAAGUUUAUAUGUCCUUCUGCUGCCUUGGCUCUAGGCUGGGCAUAUUGGUUCUCCUAUUGCAUCACAAUCGCGAACGAGCUCCAGGGUUUGGUUACCGUCUUGAGCUUCUGGACGACGAAGGUCCCGACCGCAGCCUGGAUCACAGUCUUCUGGUUCGUCAUUAUCGCCAUCAACAUUGGUGCUGUGACUGUCUUUGGAGAGGUGGAAGUUAUCGCAUCCACCAUCAAGUUUGGAUGGAUCUUCGUUGUCAUCAUCUCAUGUAUUGUCAUCUCCGCUGGAGGAGCUCCAAACCACGAGGCAAUCGGUUUUCGGUAUUGGAACUCGGAGCCCUUUACACACGGAUUCAAAGGGUUUCUAUCCGUGCUGCCAACUUGCAUCUUUGCCAUGUCUGGCUCUGAGAACGCUGGCCUUGUCGCAGCUGAAAUGCGGAAUCCGCGCAGGUCCGUGCCAACGGCUGUUGGUUCGAUCUGGAUCCGAUUGUCGCUCUUUUACCUCCUAGGCUCCUUGAUGGUUACGAUUUGUGUAUCGCCACACAACCCGAACCUGUUCGGAGGCUCUGGUACCAACGCGUCGCCUUUUGUGAUUGCGUACAGAGAGGCCGAUAUCGAACCGAUGGCUCAUAUAAUGAACGCCAUCAUUUUCAUCUCUGUUUUGUCAACUGGUAGUAUCUCUGGGUAUGCCGGAGCGAGAACAAGCAUGGGUCUGGCGCAUUUGGGCAUGGCUCCUAAGCAAUUCGCACAUGCCGACAAGACUGGCCGUCCCUGGUGGGGUCUUGCCUGUACACUCAUCAUUGGUGGAGGGUUGGCCUACCUAAACGUUGACCACAGUGGAGCCCAGGUGUUUGGUUGGUUUAGCAACCUGACUUCUCUCUUUACACUUUUCGGCUGGGGAAUGAUCUGUUUAUCCCAUAUCCGCUUUCGACGUGCCUGGAAGCUUCAAGGCCGUAGUGCUGCUGAGCUGCCAUGGAGAACCUGGACCUAUCCAUACGCUGCUUGGUGGGGUUUGUUCUGGUGCUGUCUUCUCAUCAUCGUCGAGUUCUACCUUGCCCUUUGGCCCCUGGGGGGCGAUCCAGAUGCACAGACAUUUUUUGCCAACUAUGUGAGCGUGGUUGCAAUCCUUGUCGUGUAUUUGGGUGCACGGAUUUACUACCGCGGGCCAUGGUGGGUUGAUCUGGCCACGGUUAACCUGGACGCCGGCCGAAGGUUUUAUUCCAGCGUGGACAUGGAAAAGCCCCCUGUGCAUGGUGGCGUGGCGAAAGCCAAGAGGGCUCUUGAAAGUCUGAUGGAGUAG